AUGGCAUCUGACUCCAACGAUGACAUGUCAAUGAGAUCGGGCGGGGAGGACAUCAGGAGCGCCUCUGAUCUCUCCGAGGGGAUUGCCUCGCCAGGCUCGCGGGUAGAGUCUCCAGUUAGUGAGGAGAUAACCGGGCCUGCUUCACCACCACCCGCGGGAGACCAAGUCGUGCAGGAGGAGAAUAUCAUACACGCCCGCGCUUAUCAGUUGGAAAUGCUUGAGGAGAGCCUCAAACGCAACGUCAUCGUUGUCAUGGAUACCGGCAGUGGAAAGACCCAGGUGGCCAUCCUCCGUAUGCGCGCUGCUCUUGAAAACUCACCCUCGGGGAAGAUUGUCUGGUUUCUUGUUCCAACUGUCGCGCUCUGCUACCAGCAGUUGCAAGUCAUCCAGUCGCAGAUCCCGGGUGUGCAAUCCAAGCCCCUGACCGGCAACGACGGGAUCGAUACCUGGUCGAAUACCUCCAUAUGGAAUGCAUUCUUAGAGAAUGUCAGUAUAGUUGUCUCAACAUAUCAAGUACUGUCUCAGGCUCUGGAUCAUGCUUUUGUCCAAACGGAUUCUCUAUCUCUACUCGUCUUUGACGAAGCACACAAUUGUGUGGGAGACAGCCCUGGUCGGAAGAUCAUGACCAGAUAUCAAGAGAACAAGCAGGCAGGCAUCCCCGUGCCAGCUAUCUUAGGUCUGACUGCAAGUCCGACUAUUAAUGCUUCAACCAGUGGAUUGGAAAUUAUCGAGAGAACUCUUGAUGCAGUCUGUCGGACACCAACCAGGCAUAGAGCUGAAUUGCUUCGUCAGGUCAAGCGUCCUGUUAUGUUUCCAGUGCCCUACGGGCCGGGAUUGAAUCAAAACGACCCUGGUAUUGAGACUCAAACCAUGAGGAGCCUCAUGCAAGCUUAUCUGGACCUUGACAUCAACAACGAUCCUUACAUAGUUCGAAAGCUUGCCGAGAACACAGAGCGAAGCUAUUUGGAGCUCCAAAGAGCAUGGAUGAAGCAAGACACCUAUGUCUUCAAGCAGAUGGCAUCAUUCUGCCGCAAAAGCACCGAGAUACGCUGCGAACUCGGACCGUGGGCUGCAGACUACUACAUCAGGAGUGCCAUCACACAGUAUCUUGACUAUGCUAACAAGAGCAGCCAAAACAAUUCGGCCUGGGAGCUUGCGGAGAAGAGAUAUCUAGCUGGCGUACUACAGAAAGUGGAACUGGCGCAAGCCGAUCAUCGCGAUAAUCUACAAGUGUCCAGUAAGGUCACGAAGCUCAUAGAGCAGCUUGUUUCAUGUCCAGCAAACGUCCAGGGUAUCGUUUUUGUCAAAGAAACAGCUACUACACAUGUACUUCAAAGGCUUCUCUCGAUGCACAAGUUGACUCGUACUCGAUUUCGAACUGGCUCGAUGGUGGGUGCUUCACGAUACGAGGCCCGAAAAAGGGAUGUGGGCGAGCUCAAUCGGAAUGAUGGCCUUGUCGACUUGGAGCUUUUCCGUUCUGGCAAGCUCGACAUCCUCAUUGCUACCAGUGUACUCGAAGAAGGCAUAGAUGUGCCGGCCUGCAACUUGGUUGUUUGUUUCGACAGGCCGACUCACUUGAAGUCGUUCAUACAGCGCCGCGGGCGGGCCAGAAUGAGGGAGUCCAAGCUGAUUCUCAUGUACGACAUCAGCUCAGACAGCCAUAUGGCCUGGGAGAAGCACGAGGAGGAGAUGAGGCAACAUUAUGAAGAUCAAUCACGGGAAUUGAAGAAACUGAAAGCCAUUGAAGACGCUGAGAUUCCCUCGGUUGCCCCUUUCUACACCAAGCAUGCCCGUGCUCGACUGGAGCUGGACGACGCCAAAGGACAUCUAGACCACUUCUGUGGAGUCAUUGCAUCACGGGAGUUCGUUGAAUGGAGACCUUACUACAUCAUAACAAAGGUUCCCUAUACCAGGGCAAAGUUCGAGCCGCCUCAGGUUAAAGCGACGGUCGUUCUACCGAAUUCGCUGCCAGCUCACCUUCGACGAAUCGACGGCAAUGAUGUCUGGUACUCCGAGAAGAACGCGUGUAAGGAUGCUGCAUUCGAGGCGUACAAGAGACUUUACGAGGCCGGCCUCGUGAAUGAGAAUUUGAUGCCGUUGAAGGGCAAUGACCUCGUCGAGGGGUUGGAGAGUCGCCUUUCCGAGAUCGAGGUGGAUGAGAGAUGGAAUCCUUGGCCUCACGUGGCCAGAGCCUGGUCUGGAUCGCAAUAUCAUCGCUAUCCAGUUCAACUCCUAGAUCGCUCCAAUGCAGUACUGGCCGAGUUCAGCAUGGUUUCCCCAGUGCAACUUCCAAGUAUCCCGAUGUUCGAUGUUUUCUGGGGCAAUAAAUCCUGGAAGGUAAAAAUUAGCCAGAGAAUGGCGACUGUUGUGGACCUAUCACGGAGCGCCGAGGAGACUAUGGCACUUAUAACCUUGGCAUAUGGACAUCGCUUUGAGGUCGAAGAUGGAAGACAACAUGUCAUUCAGUUUCAUUCACACGGAAAGCCCAUCUCCAGGAAAGAUCUUGGGAGCCAGACCAUAACUUCCGGCUUCUUGGCCCAAGAAAGCGGUGAACUACAGUACCUCAUUCGGAAGACUAUGAACAACAGUCCCUAUUUCUAUGGGGAAUGCUUACCAUCAGAGCCUUCGUAUGAUCUGGUUCGAAAGAAACGGAGCAACUAUGAAGAAGCUUUCCUCCAAGAGAACCCAUUCGAUGGCCCUUGGCUAGCAUUGAAACGCUGGCCUCGGAGGCGAGAUUUCUUACACGAAAUACGCCAGGAUGCGAAACCAGAACAGAGAUCAGCUAAGCCAUAUGAAUACAUUUGGCCGGCAGCUCAUUGUCGUAUGGACUCGACUCCAAUCGUCAAUGUCCAAUUUGCCUCGCUAAUACCAUCCAUUACACACAUCCUAGAGAUAUACUUGUUGGGCCAAGAGUUGUCUACCAACACCGACUUCAAAGAGCUGGCCUUCAAUGACUUGCGACUACUCGUCACUGCGAUCAGCGCCUCGUCGGCGCGAGAGGCAGAUGACUACCAGAGACUCGAGUUUCUUGGCGAUGUCUUGUUGAAGCUGCUCUCAACAAUAAGUGUUGCUGUCAAUCGUCCCCAUUUUCCUGAAGGAUAUCUCUCCAAGAUGAGAGUCAGAAUGCUGUCCAACUCCAGACUUUGUAAGUCGAGUCGUGAUUUUGGGCUAGCCAGGUUCAUUCACACCAAAGAGUUCACUGGACACAAGUGGAGGCCGUUCUAUGUAGACGAGCUGGCCUCCAAAGAAGAAGUUUCUGGGAAGAGGACCAUGUCUACGAAGAUCCUGGCGGAUGUAGUUGAAUCGCUCACGGGGGCUGCAUAUGUCGAUGGCGGUUUGGGAUACAAUGGAUUGGACAAGGCUUUGCGCUGCCUCCGCCUACUCAUCCCUGGCGAUGUAUGGCGUGGCCUUGAUGAAGGGCGGACAGCGCUUCUGUCUCUGAGGGAGUCCAAAUCAAAACUCCCUCCUACGCUGGCACCUCUUGAGAGCCUGCUGGGCUAUUCUUUUAGCUGCAAAUCUCUGCUGGUCGAGUCCAUGACACACUCGUCAUUCAAUCUGGCAUCGUCCAACGAACAGUCUCUCGAGCGCCUCGAGUUUAUCGGCGACGCCAUCCUGGACUACCUCAUCGUCAUGGAGCUCUGGGAGAGGAACCUUCCCGAGAGCCGCAUGUCGCCCCUCAGGGCUGCGUGCGUGAACGCUGACCUGGUCGGCUUCUUAGGCAUGGAGUGGAGCAUAUCUCAGCACACCGCAAAUAUCGAGAAUGCGGUGGCCGUCCCCGCCGAGUUCAAGAUCCCGUUCUGGAAGUUCAUGCGCCAUUCAUCCGAGGCCGUCGGCGCCGUGCAGAAAGCUGCGGAGGAGCGGCACGCCCUCGAGCGGGACGCCAUCCUCCAGGCCAUCAGCAGCUCCAGGGUAUACCCCUGGGUUCUCCUGUCGCACAUUCAUAUCCCCAAGUUCUUCUCAGACAUCUUCGAGUCCGUCCUUGCCGCUGUGUGGCUGGACUCGGGCGAUAUGAGCGUGUGUAGGAGCCUCCUGGAGCGUAUUGGAAUCUUACCGUUCCUUCGCAGGAUCCUGGAGGACAAUGUCGACGUGACCCAUCCCAAGAACAAGCUCGGCGAGAUAGCAGGACAACGCCUAGUGGAGUAUAAAGUUGGCUUGGUCACGGCAGAGGAGGCCGCCUAUGUAUGCAAGGUCUUCGUGGGUGAUGAGUUGGUGGUUGAGGUCGGUGGCGGUAAUCAUAAGGAUGAAGUCAUCACGAAGGCCGCUGAAAAGGCUUAUGAGGUCUUAAGAGCAAAGUCGGAUGCUGAAGCAGAUGCAAUGGAGGUAGAUGUGUAG
Messenger RNA from Neoarthrinium moseri, 4332 nucleotides. RefSeq lists its product as uncharacterized. Gene Ontology annotation, biological process: siRNA processing. Gene Ontology annotation, molecular function: RNA binding; ATP binding; ribonuclease III activity. The record is from RefSeq and is a predicted model, not a curated record. The transcript is spliced from 4 exons. NCBI's taxonomy places the organism in Eukaryota, Fungi, Ascomycota, Sordariomycetes, Amphisphaeriales, Apiosporaceae. Bases 1 to 4332 code for a protein of 1443 amino acids. Gene Ontology annotation, cellular component: nucleus; RISC complex; cytoplasm.